Lymnaea stagnalis (great pond snail) is the source of this 8431-nucleotide messenger RNA. The record is from the annotation of a GenBank genome assembly. Lineage: Eukaryota; Metazoa; Mollusca; Gastropoda; Lymnaeidae.
GAAUAGCCCAAGCUGUUGGGAGAAAAUGACCUUGAUGCAGGUAAGAUGGUUACUAGAGUAACUUAGACAGAAAAGUAGAUCUUCAACCUAGAAAGGCAAAACAGGCACGUCAAUAAUAUAGUUUCGGAGAAACAGGUACACAAGUAACAGGAUGCAGGUAAAGCAGGUACAAAUAAAAGGAUUCAGGUAAUCAAGUCAGCAUAUAAAAUGAUACAGGUAAUCCCGUACACAAAUAAAAUGAUACAGGUAAAACAAGUACAAUAAUAAAAUGAUACAGGUAAUCAAGUACACCAAUACAAUAAUAAACGUAAUCAAAUACACCAAUAAAAUCAAGCAGGUAAUCAAGUGCAUCAACAAAAGGACACAGGUAGCAUUUUUGAGACAUCUCUAAAUAGUAUCCUAUCCCGACUUGAAACAAAAACAAAAUCCUGUCAUUGCCAAAGAACACACCGUCCAGCUACUAGGUGUAGCAAUAACCCUGUUCCAACAACAAGAACCACAUCCAGCCACUAGUUUUAUUGAUCACAAUGAUGAUAUCUUAAGCAUUAACACAAACAUUUUCAGAUUAUACGCGAGGGGUCAGCUGAGGAUCUGAACAAAGUCAUCAUGACAUCACCCAACCCCCGUGACAUCAUUAACUACCGUGACCCGGCUUGCAUCACCGCUCUCCAAAUGGCCGCCAGGUUCAACAAGCCAUGGGCAGUGGAAAUACUUCUCUGUAACGGAGCAGGUACUAAUAAAGCUCAAUACUCUUAAGAGGUCGAGAGUCUAUCUCUUAGGACCUCGGCCAUGAAACAUGGCCCAGUAGUCCCUGGGGACUCCGGCCAUGCAACACGGUCACGAGUAGGGGGGGGUUGGACAGUUUGCUUUCACUCAUCAGGGGACAGUUUUGCGUCACCAUCCCCCUUGCCCUAUGAGUCAUGCGGUCUAGACGUUGGUUUGGAACGGCUUUGCUUCCUCUCCAGGGAUGGUGUUGCGUUACCUCACCCCACCGUCCAGGGAGCAGUUCGGACGGGACUUUGUCGGGACGAAACGGUCACCUAGGCGCGGCUUUCUCAAGGCCGCACGUUUUUAAUCCUCAGCAAGGGUUUAUAAAAUAUACUCAAGCCUCAUAUCCAUUAUCGGCGACACGUCAUCAUGUUAGCGCGCAACGCCCGUUGCGUGGGAAGUCAUGCGUUUCGCUUGGAUCUUUUAGCUUCAGGAGUGUCCUCCCUACUAGUCUUCCACACCACGCUGAGGUCAGAUCCGUGUGACACCUCCGAAUUUCUUCGGGGGUGUGCUCUCCGACCUGGAGGGGUCAGUUCACAGCGAAGGGAGCAGGUACUAGACCCUGCAUUAUAUCAUAGUCAAGUAGAUUUAGAUAUUGGUCCUCGGAUGUGGUUAUUGUCAUUCGUCCUUAAGGUAGUACUUAUUAUGUAGUAGGCUUUAGUCCUCAGAUGUGGCAGUCAUUCGUCUCCAAGUGUAUUAUUAGUAUUAGUCAUUGUGUGGCAGUCAUCGGUUUCUCAUAUGUCGUAGUCAUUGGUAUAGAGUUGUAGUUGUAAUUUUGAAUUCAUAUAAUUUACCAUCGUAAUCGAAACGGUCCAUUGGCAAAAUGAAUACUUUGAUUGAGAAACGGCGGCGGCAAAAUUGGUGACUGCUAAACGGCGGCGGCAAAGUGGCGACUGCUAAACGGCGGCGGCAAAGUGGCGACCGCUAAACGGCGGCGGGAAAGUGGCGACUGCUAAACGGCGGCGGCAAAGUGGCGACUGCUAAACGGCGGCGGAAAAAGUGGUGACUGCUAAACGGCGGCGGCAAAAGUGGCGACUGCUAAACGGUGGCGGCGUAUCAUCAUAGCUAGGAAUUGUGUUGAUGAGAUCAAAAGAGAAAUAGAUCUAAGAAUGAGCUAGGUUCACAUAACGCCAAAAGGGAGAACUUUUUAAGUACGUUCGGAUUUCUAAAAACAAUCAUAGUUAUUUUCUAUUCUUUUACGGAAAUCGAAGAAAUUUCAAUGUGCAAAAAAAAUUUUAACUCCGCUUUUAUUUUAGUAAAUGUUUAAAUAUUAUUAUUAUUAUAAAUGACCAAAACAUUUAAAGUAUCAACAAAGGAACUAUUUUAUGCAUUUUAUAUGUGUUUGAAAGUUAUGAAAAAAUAAAAAAAAUAUAAAAAAUCAUGCUCAAAGAAUUACACCGUAAUCACAUUUAUCGGGAAAACCCAGACAUCAGUUGUUUUUAGUGCGUCUUUUAGUGCGUUGUUAAUAUUGGGAAUUAAAAUUCAAAUUAUUUUGUUCUCAACAAUCACGCCAAUGACGUCAUAGUGUGAAUAGCCUAUUUUGCCAAAACUCUUAGGUUUCAUUAAAAUUAAUAACUGUGCUUGACAAAACUGAUUAUGUAUUUUCCCUUUUAAAAGUAAACUUAAUAAAUACAAUUGAUUGCUUUUUGAAUUGUUAAUAAAACACACACACAUUUUGGCUUUGAAUAUUUUUACAUUUAAAAAGUUUUGCCUUUUUUAUUCCAAAAAAAUAUUUUUAUGAAAAUUAUAACGUAAUAAAUUCUAACCUUUAAAUAUAUUCUAAUAAGACAAUGUGGUUUAAGCCAAUCAGUGCAGCACACUUCCAUAGCCAAAUAGCGUUUACUAAUCAACUUAUAACUCAUACAAAUAAGAACGAACCAUGUGAAGUGCAAAGUAUGUUAGUAUGGGUAUGGAAAGGACUACAAUCCGGUGAAAGAUUUUCUAAAUUUAUUUGAAUCUGGGUGGGGAGGGGUUGUUCACUUUGCCCCAGGCACCACAAGAUACGCCUCAAAAUAAAGGAAUGACUUUGAUAAAUAAUUAACCCUCUUUUUUAUAUACAUAUCGGAGGUAGGAUAUAGGAUGUGUACAUUUUUACGAGGAUGACAAUAUAUUUAAAUCCUAUGGUAUUACAUUUGUGAAAAAAAGGUAUGCCACUUUCUCUUUUUACAAAUAUUUAUUGAUAUGUAUAUGUUCAUUUUGCUAAAGGCUGCAAAAGAUACGUUUUAAAAUAAAGGAAUUAAUUUGAUUAAUAACUAACCUACUUUGGUACAUACAUAUCGGAGGUAGGUAAUGGGAUGUCAAUAUUUUCACGUGCAUGACAGUAUAGUUAACUCCUAUGUUAUUACAUUUGUGAAAAAAGAGAUGCCACAUUCUCUUUUUACAAAUAUUUAUUGAUAUGUAUAUGUUCAUUUUGCUCAAGGCAACACAAGAUACGUCUAAAAAUAAAGGAGUGAAUUUGAUAAAUAAUUAACCUUCUUGGGUACAUUCAUAUCAGAGGUAAGUAAUAGGAUGUGUACAUUUUCACAUGGAUGAAAAUAUAUUUAAAUACUAUGGUAUUACAUUUGUGAAAAAGAGAUUUUGCAUUCUCUUUUUACAAAUAUGUAUAAGUUCAAUUUGCCCCAGACAGCACAAGAUACGUCUCAAAAUAAAGGAAUGAAUUUGAUAAAUAAUUAACCUUCUUGGGUAAAUACAUGUCGGAGGUAGGAAAUAAGAUGUCUACAUGUUUACGUGGAUGACAAUAUAGUUAGCUCCUAUGGGAUUUUUUUGAUGAAAAAAGAUGUUACAUUCUCUUUUUACAAAAUAGGUAAAUUCAUUUUGUCCAAGGCAAUACUAGAAUAAAUAUCCCGAUGUUAUCGGUAUAAUAAUGGUAGGACUUUGCGAUAAUUUCUAACUGCUAUUGUAAAAAAAAUCAUCACAAUCCAUAACUAUAAAAAUAUAAUGAUUUUUACGUUUCUAUCAUCAUUAAAUUUUGAGAGGUGUGUUUAUCUGAUAUAUAUUAUACGCCUACGCUACUCCCUUUCACGCUCCUUAACUACUUUUUCCUCUUCUAAUCAUGAUCUUAAAUUACCCAGUCUAAGUAAUCACUAAUUAUAUAACAUUUGUCACUAAAGAAGUACAUUGAUGGACAAUUACUACGCUAGAGAACUACUUUAGAUUUACCCCUUUUCGUGCCCUUGCCUUAAAACUUUCUUUUUCUCUAAAAACAAGAUACGUCUCAAAACAAAGGAAUGAGAUUGAUAAAUAAUUAAUUUUCUUGGGUAAAUACAUGUCGGAGGUAGGAAAUAAGAUGUGUAUAGUUUUAUGUGGAUGACAACAUCGUUAACUCCUAUGGUAUUCCCUUAAAAAAAAAGAGAUGUUACAUUCUCUGUUUACAAAUAUGGGUAAUUUCAUUUUGCCCAUUGCAAUACAAGAUACGCCUCAAAAUAAGGGAAUGAAUUUGAUCAAUACUUAACCUCCAUGGGUACAUUCAUAUCGGUGGUAGGAAAAAGGAUGUGUACAUUUUUACGUGGAUGACAUUAUAUUUAAAUCCUAAAGUAUUACAUUUGUGAAUGUGGCAGUGUAUGCCCCAACCCACUAUUUGACCCGUUACGUAAACCAUGUCUGGCGCCCAACUCAAGGCCGCGCGGUGUGUAGUAGCACUGGCGCGGUGCGUAACAGGUAUCCCUUUUCACCUUCCCCCCCCCCCCCCCCCGACGGUCACUAUACGGCCGGCGCAUAGGUUAGGAAUUCAAUAAUUUAUUUAUCAGGAACCCUAGCGUAUUAAGUUAUACAUUACAUCUAGUUAAGACGGGGAUUUUAUUCACUAUACCUUAGCAUAUUUACAAGUUUCCAUCGUUGGAGGAUAUUUUAAUAUUUAGUCAUUAAAGGAGUUUUCGCCUUCAUUUAUAGUGGUCCCCACCCCCUUCUAGUUAAAAUAUCUUAAAAACUAUUUAAGUCAUAAAAAUAUAAAAUAGCAUCUUAGAUAGCUAAGACAAAACUGCACAGAUUACAUAUAAGUCGUUAGGGAUGUGGAUAAAGAUUUUAAUUAUUACUCUGGAUUAGUCCCCAGAGUUAGGCAUUUUAUCCCAGGAAACUGGCCAGAAGGCAAAACUUAGACCGACUCGGUUUAGGUGUGACGUAGGGGCUCUCUGAUAUGUCCGCGCACGGUUUUAAAAAGGGGAGCACACGAGGUAGGGGUCAUUUCGAGCUUUGGUCAGCAUACCUGCAUUGUGCCUUUGUUCAGUGCGGCCCAUUGGAACGCUCUAUAUUUUCCUUUUUCUUUUCCUUUUUCUUUUCCUUUUUCUUUUCCUUUUUCUUUUCCUUUUUCUUUCUCUUCUUCUUUCCCUUCUUCUUGUUUUCAUCAUAGGAGAGCAUUAAUUAAAAAGCUAUAGUCCUCAAGACCUGAUUGUUUCAUUUUGAUUUUAUUUUAAAACUGUAAGCCACGUCAUCCACUCGGCUACAUGAAGAAAAGAGAUUUUUAAUUCUCUUUUUACAAAUAAACUUGUUUACCAAUUAAGAAAAUCAUUGGCGUUACAUUUAUAUAAGCAUACCCUUAACUAUCAAAACCCAAUCAUUUUACACACUUGAAAAAGUAAUUUUGAAAAAUAGAGAUGGGUUAAUAUUUUACUUUCAACAAAAUUAAAAUAUAAUUUUGAUUUCACUUUGCAAAAAGUAAAGAGGUGUGUAUUUUUAUAAGAUGAAGAAUUUUUUUUUUUUUAAAAAGAUACAGAUAAAACAGAUAAAGUCUGUUUUAGGCGUGAACAAUGGUUGCGAGAUUCGUCUUUAGAUAAAAUAAUUCUUUGUUUUACGAGUCUCUGGUAAUAUUUGAUUUUUUAAGGCAUAAAUAUGUUUAAGUUUUGAUGAGAUAUCAAUGCAUAUCGAAUUCCUGUCAUAUAAAAUAUACUUAUAUCACAUAUAUAGCUUUUGAUGUAAAUUUAAGAUUAGUCUUUUUAAAAAAAAUUUUGAUGAAAAAAGUUGUAAUUCAAGGGCACGAAAAUGGGUAAAUCUAAAGUAUUUCUCUAAGGUAGUAAUUGUCCCUCAAUUAACUCCUUUAGGGACAAAAUUGAUAUAAGUAGUGAUAAGUUAGACUGAGUAUUUUAAGGUCAUGUUUAGAGGGGGAAAAAGUAGUUUAGGAGCGUGACAGGGAGUAAGGUAGGCUUAUAUUAUAUAGUAGAAAUAUAGUUCUCAAAACUUAAUGAUGUUAGAAAUGUAAAUAGCACUAUAUGUUUAAAGUUAUGAAUUGUGAUAAUUUUUGCAAUAGCACUUACAAAUGUACGCAAAGGACCUAUCAUAAUUAUCCCGAUAAUAUCGGGUCAUUUAUUUUAGUGUUAAACAUAAAAAGAAACAGUAGUUUAGAAGGGAAAUUGAAGAUUACUGUCACAUGGUGAGGACAGGGUCGGUAAUUAAUAUAGGAAGAGGGAAAGGGGAGAAUGGAAAGAAAUUAAUUAUAUGUUCAUCUGUUGUAUAAAGUGGAGGAUGUAGAAAGAGGGAGCAAGUGAAAUAAAAUACGACAUUCAUAGCAAAUGGUGCCCGAUAAGGUCAUCUUUUUUCUUAAAUCACCCUUGCUGGUCUGCUGGAAGAAGGAAACAUAGCAGUAAUGGACACAUCAUUCGCACUGUGGUCUCUUCUAUCGAAGUGAGCAUAAACGGCACAUUACUUAUAGUUAGAAAUGUUGCGUAUAUGUUUACUAAAUCUAUCACCAAGUCGCCACCCUGUCUCGCAUGCAUAUCGUAUUCGGCAGCUUUUACAAACCAUCGUGUAAACAAUCUAGCGGCUGAUACAAGUGAACCCGUCUCGUAAUUGAAAAGAAACAUUAAGGAAGACAACGUGUUCCAUUUGAAUGGGUGAGGGCAGGUCUUACAGUAGCUGCAACCAGGGGAGGUCUUACAGUAGCUGCAACCACAUGCCUGACUCCAAAAGUGGGAGGGGACAUUUCGGAUGUGGCCACGAACAAGAACGUCACUCCUUUCUUAUCAAAUAUUUUCUAGUAAAAAAACAACAAAUUAUCUAUUAAUGCCAUCCCAAAAUUUCUUACGAUUCAUUCAAGCUUCAUGAGAAGUAAUUUAUUGUCCAAUUUGAAUCCCUUCCCUGUCUACAUUUUAAAACUGUUUUAAUUGUCUUUUAGCCCUUGGAAGGCUUUUAUCCGAAGCGUCCGCACAUAUGUUUCGGCUUUUUUCAGUUUUUUUCCAAACCCUGUGUUUUAUAUGACUUAUUGCAACAACCCUGUGUUUUAUAUAACUUAUUGCAACAAACCUUUUUUAUAUGACUUAUUGCAACAACCCUUUGUUUUAUGUGACUUAUUGCAACAACCCUGUGUUUCAUUUGACUUAUUGCAACAACCCUUUGUUUUAUAUGACUUAUUGCAACAACCCUUUGUUUUAUAUGACUUAUUGCAACAACCCUUUGUUUUAUAUGACUUAUUGCAACAACCCUUUGUUUUAUAUGACUUAUUGCAACAACCCUUUGUUUUAUGUGACUUAUUAGAACAACCCUGUGUUUAUAUGACUUAUUGCAACAACCCUGUGUUUAUAUGACUUAUUGUUAAAACAUGAAUGUAGUACUAGACCAAUGAUCUUUUACUGACAAUUGUUGCCCAUAAAAGAACUAAAAUAUCUUUUACUGACAAUUGUUGCCCAUACUCUAGCUAAACUUCCAUUUCCUCAGAAUGUGACCCGGUGUCUGAAUCCUCCUUCACCCCCCUAAGCACAGCUUGCCGGUUACAACAUGUCCAGAUCAUACAGAUUCUCCUCAAGUAUGGAGCUGACCCCUUGCUGGACUUACCUAUGGAAGGGAAUGUUCUACACACGAUAGCCAUGUACGCCACGGUGGAGAUCGCAGAGGUUUGACAUAUGCUUUGACACAUUUUAUCUUAAGAAACACAUUUUGACAACAGGAAUAUAAUGUUUUAUUUAUAUAUUAUUAUUAAUAAAAGAUUUAAAAUAUUGUUUUUUGAAAUCUCGCGCAUUUUGUUAAAGAAACGAAAAAGAAAUUUGGACUAGUUUUAUAAAAUUAAAGACAAGAAAAGUAAAGAAAAUAUUUUAACUUAAAUGCAUUUCUCUUACAAUUCCCAAUCUAUUAUUAUGUUUGCAACGGCCACAGAUUGUGUUCAGAGACAUUGCACCACCGGUCCAUUCAGUCUCAACACUACGUCUUACGCCCCUACACAACGCAGCGCUCAGCGGCAACGCUGGCAUGGUAGUUUGGUUGGUAAGUGGUAAAUGGUCAGGUUUUCUGGUUGGUAAGCGGGAAACGGUCAGGUUGUCUGGUUGGUAAGGUGGAAAAGAGCUGGUUGUUUAUUUGGUAAGAAAGAAAAUGUCAAAUUUCAUGUUUGUUGAGUCUGAAAUGGUCAAAUUUUUUGGUUAAUAAGUUUAAAAUGGUCAAAUUAUUUAACCGUGACGUCUAAGUUAAAAAUGGCCCUAUUGUUUGGUUGGUAUGUGGGGAAUGGUCGGAUUUUUUAGUUUUUAGUUGUUAGGGUUUAAAAGAUCUGAAAAUUUGGCUGGCAAAAAUCUAAAGCCACACAUUAUUUGAUCUGUAUAGCGGCAAGAGUCAUAGUUUGGGGUUAGUUUUAUGAGUUAUAGUUUUAAAUAUGGAGAAUAAAUUUUACAUUAUUUGAAUACAGAUCCAUUUGGAUAAUUGAAGCUUUAAUUUAAACUAUUAGCUUCAGCACGGCGCCAACCCAAGGGCC